Molecule: messenger RNA, 3312 nt
Organism: Lineus longissimus
Lineage: Eukaryota; Metazoa; Nemertea; Pilidiophora; Heteronemertea; Lineidae
Product: transmembrane protein 201-like
Exons: 10
Coding region: 14-1774 (586 amino acids)
Biological process (GO): nuclear migration along microtubule
Cellular component (GO): nuclear membrane
Molecular function (GO): lamin binding; actin filament binding
Source: RefSeq, a predicted model, not a curated record
UCCGGGAAAUGGCAUGCUGAAGUUUGUGACAAAAAUGUUUGAAUUUCGAGAUUUACCUCCUAAAUUUAUGGCCUGUGCUGCGUGUGCUGCAGCAACAGGGGUUGGAGUCGUGUUGUAUAAAACAUUAAGGCCAAAGUUUAGCAUCAAGGUGAAUUGUUGGUUCUGUAACAAAGACUCUAUCGUACCCUAUGGCAAUAGAAACUGCUGGGAUUGCAUAUACUGUGACCAGUACAAUGGAUUCAGAGAGGAUGGUGAUUACAACAAACCAAUCCCGUCACAGUACACAGAGGAAUUCAACCACCCAAUCUCAGCCGUGCAGCAGGAAAACCAGACGAAAGUCAAGUCAGACAUUCUGUGUGCAGAAUGUAACAGAAAUCAGCUGCUGAAAAUCAGCCAGUUGGCAAAUUUUGAGCCAAGAAUUGAGGCUAAUUAUGACCACGAGAUUGAGCUGUUUAGGCACAACUUAGAGCAUAUAUACAGAUUAUGCCCUGACUGUGAGCAUCUUGCAACUCGUCGGAUUGAACGCCAGGACCGGCGGCUUGAACAAAAAUACGGCAUCCAGCAUCCACAGUCCCCCUCGUCCUCUCACAAUGUUUCAACGAUAUCGAAUAGAUCAUCUAGGUCAAAUUGUUCGGAUCAUCACCUUCUCUGCCACCUGAGGGCGCCGUUUCACAUACGACUGUUGCGGUUCCUGACCCUGCUCUGCGCCGCUAUUUUAUUCACCGUCAAUCUCCACAGGCUGCAGACCGAUGCCAAACUUGCCUUCGUCAGGUUUCCCAAGAAAUCCAUCCAUUAUAUUGAACUCGUUUACAGAUCUGCCUCACCCCUGUUAGUGUUUGGACCACUGACAGCCCUGGCUGCAAUGUUUCUGCACGGUCCUAAUAGGAUGGUCUCCGCGGAUAUCCUACAUCUCACGUUCUGGAUGAUCCUCUGUCCGCUGCAGACGAACCUGAUUCCGUUUAAACGGGAGGACAACUACCUUCUGCGGACGCUCUGUGCCUUCUUCAUGCUGGUUCUGGCCGGCUGGUGUUGGUUGUGUGGGCGAUCGAACGUUCGACAGAGCCCGAUAAGGAUAGUCAAGAAAAGAUUACGAGACUCACCAGCUUCCUCAGUUAUGACAAACUCAAACUCAAGAACUAACAGUCCAAACACGUCUCAAAAUGGCGACGGGCAAAUUAGGACAGGCAGAGACUUUAUAAACCUCGGCUCCAUGAGCAAAGUGCGUAGACCUGACGAUGGGCCGCUGAACAAACUGGGGACCAUGUCACUUGGGCCGCCGUCACAUGGGAAGAAGAAAGCCUCGUCAGUUUUCAACUCGAGCAGCCAGGUGACGUCGACGUCCAACCCUCUGAUGUCCAGCCUGUUCAGACACGCCCAGAAGCGACCGCUGAUCAGUCCGGCUCGUUUCAAAGGUGCCCCAUCGCAGCCGAGUCUACUGAAAGCAUCAUCGUGGCCGCCGAAGAUACUCCCCCAGAGGCAGCCCACUUGGGUUGAUUCCAAUUCUUCUAUCCACCCGAAUGAGUCCGUGUCUCAAUGCGGCGAUCGUCACAGUGACGAGAGCAACAGUUCAAAUUCCUCGUCAUCCGUGUGUCCGGUCGGCACGACGACCAACUGUCAGUAUGCAGAGGAGGAUCUGGAUAAAAGUGGACCCGGCACCAAAUCUUUUAUCGUGAAGGAGUAUGUCUUUGCCUUCAGUCUGGCAGCAAAUAUUCUUAUUGGGACGUUCAUGUUUCUGAAUUGGAAUGUGUUAAAAAGUUAUUUUGCUGUUGAAUAGCACUUCUUUUAGUUAUUUUGUGCCUUGGUCUUGGCCUCUUACUCAUUGUGGACUUCGAAAAGAUCCUGCUUGGCCUUUAGGUGAAGACCGAUAAAAAAAAAAAGUUCAAAGAAAUGCGACCAGUAGUUUGCCCUCCAGGACCCCAAACGAUGUGAAUAUCACAUUUACGAAUGGACUGUACAGUGGAACCUUCCUUAGCGGACACCACUCUAUUAAGGACAACCUCUCUAUUAAGGACACUAGUUUUGGUCCCAAAUCGGUUGUUUCAUUCAGUUUGACCUCUAUUAUCAGGACACCUCUCUAUUAAAGACAGCACUUCUCAGUCCCAAGGGUGUCCUAAAUAGAGAGGUUCUACUGUAAUUUGAUCAGUUAUCACCAGAGUGGCAUCCUCAGUUAACUCUUUCGGUCUCAUGGUACAUUGAGUGGGUUUGUGUAUAAAUAUUCAACUGUAAAUUCCACAUUUGUGGCCUUUUAAAAAACGCACCGACCAGGACUUGAAAUCCAUGGCAUUUAAAUCUGUGAUAAUUUUAGCAUUUUCACCUGACAUUUUACGAGUUGGAAAGUUGUGUUCUAAUCUGGUCACCAAAUCAUGUUUAAGUGAUGAUUAACAAAGGGAACGAGUUUAAAAUUCCCGUUAACGGCCCAAAAAAGGUCAUUGGUCAACUAAAGAAGUGCCUCUGUUCAAUGGAUUUAUAGUUGAAUGUGAUCAAACUACGUCAUUUUUGAUCGGGGAUUGUAAAUUUUAAUCAACAAAGGCUCUCAGGUGGAAUCUACAGGAUGGGUGAACCACAUGUUGCAUCCACACCGGGCUGUGAGAAAAUCUUUGAUUGGAUAAAUUUCAUAUUGCCUACCUAUCAUGGCCAUGUUGUUCACAACAAGUUAUGUCGAUAAUGGGAUAACUUGGGCGUGUGAUUUACCUGGCCAGGAGGAUAAUGUGCCAACUGGCCACCAUGCACCGCCACUUGUAGUAUCACACCAAUGCUGAUCUCUGAUAACGAUGUUCACCAGUGUUGGAGGGCAGUUUGGGGGUCUGCCUUGCGAAUUUCAGGCAGGCCUAAUGUUACACCCCGUUCUAGUGCAUGGUUUAUUGCAAUUUAAAGAGUUUUCAUUGAUCUUAUUUGGAGAAGUUGCGGUCCUACUGGAGGCCGUUUUUCCAUAAAAAAACAACUUAUCUUGCCAGAGUUGGCCCUUUAUAACGCAACCUGUCUAUAUCUCCUUCAGUUUACCCUUUAGAACUCCAGCGUUUUAAUUAUUUUUCCAUCAGCUCCUCCAGAAAAAUGCCUGAAAAUUCUUUAAAAUGAGCCAUUUCAACAUGAAAUAAUCAUUUGUAGUAUUACUGGUCAGUAAACGGAUGACUCAAUGACUGUUCAGGAGUUCGGCUCGGAAAAGAGGAAUUAGCAUAGACGGCAGCCUUCUCAUUGAAAAUGUGCUGAAUUGACCUUUGUGUGUAUGCAAAAUGUGGACAAUCACAUCAUAAAAAAACAUGUGACAUUUACUUUUGAUCACUUGUGUACUGUUGUUAUGUUGUUUUACUUGAG